AAUCUCCUCCAUGGCAGGAUAAGGUGCCUACGUCCCGAACAGCGUGGUUCUUCCAUUCCCAGCCUCCAGUUCCCAUCGCGAAUCAUGGCCAAAUGCUACUCCGACUGGCCUCCCCUCCCCCCUCUCCAUCCGUCGAGAAGAUCGUCGCCCAACACCUCCCUCUGCACGAUCAAGCGGCAGCUCGCGUCCUUCGUCCUGCACUGCUCCCGCUCCUGCGCCUCCCCCGUUCUUGAGCCCAAGAACUUGCCCGGCGAGCUCCAUGUUUUUUCUGCUCCGGCGCCGGCCAAGGCGGCGCCGGUGUCUACGCUUCCCGACGCUGCGAAGCUCGGCAUCUCCAACAAGUUCAUCCGGGGCCUCUGCAGCGACCGGCAGACCGAGCCGCUCGCCUUCGAGUGCUACCGGAGGGCUCUGCAGCAGCCCGAGUUCCGGCCGGACAAGAAGACGAUGAAUGCGCUCACCGUCCAGCUGCUCCGGUCCAAGCAGUGGAGCUCGCUGGAGCACCUGGUCCAAGAUUUCAUGGCCUAUGGGGUGCUCCCGGAGAGACGGACGUGCGCGCGGCUCGUCGCGACCUGCGUCAAGGCGAGGAAGUUCGGCCUCGCCGACGUGGUGCUCGGGGUCCUCGAAGGGAAGAAGGGCCCGGCCGCCGCCGUGUGCUUCAGCUCCGCGCUGCAGGCGUACAACAAGCUGCACAUGUACCGGAGCACGGUGCUGCUGUACGAGCGGAUGAAGGCGGCCUGCCUGUCGGUGAACGCCGACGCCUACCGCGCCGUGAUGGCGGCGUUCGGGGCGCUUGGCGAGCCGGACGCGGUGGCCUCGCUGUUCAAGCAGUACAGGUCUCGGAAAUGGUACCCCUCCGAGACCUGCCUCGAGACGUACACCAUCGCCUGCGACGCGCUGGGGCGGGCAGGCAGAGCCCUGGACGCGCUCAAGUGCCUGCGGGAGAUGGAGGCGGACGGCAUCUCGCCGGACGCCGCGAUCUACUCCACGGUCAUCGGCUCUCUGGCGGACGCCCGGGAGACGGCGUCGUCGGAGGACGUGUACCACGAGGCAUGGAAGAAGGGGAUGCUGCGAGAUCCAGACAUGUUCCUGAAGGUGAUCAUCAUGCAAGUCGAGACCGGGCUACUGGAGGACACGCUCGGCGUGGCCAAGGACAUGAGGGAGAUCGGCCUGAGGGUCACCGACUGCGUCCUCUCCACGGUCGUCAACGGCUUCGUGAAGAGGAGAGGCCUGAAGCCAGCCAUCAGAGCGUAUGACAAGCUGGUGGCCAUGGGAUGCGAGCCCGGGCAGGUUACCUACGCGUCGGCGAUCAACGUGUACUGCCGGCUGGGGCGGAGCGACAGGGCGGAGUCCGUCUUCUCGGAGAUGAUCGACCGGGGCUUCGACAAGUGCGUGGUGGCGUACGGCAACAUGAUCUCCAUGUACGGGCAGAUCAGGAGGGCGUCGGACGCCACCAGGCUGCUGGCGCUGAUGAAGCAGAAGGGGUGCGAGCCCAACGUGUGGGUGUACAACUCGCUCCUGGACAUGCGCGGCAAGCUCGGGGACUCGAGGCAGGCCGAGAAGAUCUGGAAGGAGAUGAUGCGGCGCAAGGUGCAGCCCGACCGGGUGAGCUACACGGCCAUCGUCGGCGCGUUCAACCGGUCGGGGGAGCUGGACCGGUGCAUGGACUACUACCAGGAGUUCAGGGAGACGGGAGGGACGGUGGACAAGACCCUGGCCGGCCUCAUGGUGGGGGUGUUCUGCAAGACCAGCCGGUUCAACGACCUCAUCCAGCUGCUGAGGGACAUGAAGCUGCAGGGCACCAAGCUGGACAGGCGGCUGUACAUGAUCGUCCUCAACAACCUCCGAGAGGCCGGGCUGGAGGUUCAUGUCAGGUGGCUCCAGGAUUACUUCAAUUCCGUGGAGGAGAAAACCUGAUUUCGCGCUCCACGAGUGCCUGAUGUUCAUCUUCAGCAUCGGAGCAUGAGGAUUUGGGUGUCUGGGGAAGGCACUGCUCUGUAAAUUUGAAGAAAAAUAGGUAAAUAUUUGCUUGCCUCCAUGCUCCUUGAAACUACGUGCAUGCUUCCCUGAAGCAUGGAGAAAUUGACACUGUAAAUGUAUUGUAGAAAAUGGCACCAUUGUACCAAAAUGAUCUGAUUCCAGAAUUCUCGGAUAAGCUGUAUAGCUGAAUAAUUCUACAUUCAUGUCGGAUUCGAUGAUACUCUUGUACAGUUGUAUUAUAGCCCCCGUGGCGGAUGUAAUAACUUGUAUCGAUACUGAAUUUCUCACAUUUGCUCACAUUGGGCUUGUUA
Messenger RNA from Triticum dicoccoides, 2288 nucleotides. Its product is annotated as pentatricopeptide repeat-containing protein At5g13770, chloroplastic-like. The record is from RefSeq and is a predicted model, not a curated record. NCBI's taxonomy places the organism in Eukaryota, Viridiplantae, Streptophyta, Magnoliopsida, Poales, Poaceae. Bases 85 to 1914 code for a protein of 609 amino acids. The transcript has a single exon. Gene Ontology annotation, molecular function: protein binding.